AUGCAAUCUAUUAAUUCAUUGAGAGAAUUAAAUUCCAAGCUCUUAGUUAAAAUUACAAUACUUAAAAAGGAGAAUGCUGAGAUUCCUGAACUUAGACUAAAGUUUGAAACUGAGAAUGCGAGGCUAAAACAAAUUAUUAAAGAGAAUACAAGGCAUAAUACUAAGAAUGCUGAACUCAAGUCUAGAGUUGGAAAACUUGAAGCCAAACUUGCAUUAUUAGAACAAGGUUCAGCAGUAGAUGGAAUAGUAUUGUCAUUUGGUCAGACACAAAAUGAUGAAGAAGCGAUGCCAGUAGUAACAGUACCAACUGUUAAUGUACCUAAUUCUAUAAUAAAUCAAAUCAAUAAUGAAGUAGGAUGA
Rhizophagus irregularis DAOM 181602=DAOM 197198 is the source of this 360-nucleotide messenger RNA. RefSeq lists its product as uncharacterized. NCBI's taxonomy places the organism in Eukaryota, Fungi, Glomeromycota, Glomeromycetes, Glomerales, Glomeraceae. The record is from RefSeq and is a predicted model, not a curated record.